UCUCUCUCUCUCUCUCUUCAUUCCUUCAUUCAUUCCACUACUAUUGUCGACCAUGAUAGAUGAAGCUUUUGGCCCUCUGCUUCGUCGUCCUCUUCCUCCUGCUCAAUGGCCGAGUGGCGGAGUCGAGCCGAGCGGCCGCCGCCGGCGAUCAGGCGAUGUGUCACUAUCCCGGCGGCACCGCCACCACCACCGACACCGCCACCACCGCGGCACCAUCGCGGCCGACGACCCUCGGCCCAAGCUGUUCGUGUUCGGCGACGACUUCGCCGACAACGGCAACGUGGCGUCGGACCCGAGCCUGGGCGCGGCGUCCCGGUCGUGGCGCUACCCGUUCGGCAUGUCGGACGCGUCCCACGGCCGGAAGCCCACCGGCCGCUUCUCCGACGGCCUCGUGCAGUCGGACUUCCUCGCCAAGAUCGUCGGCCACCGCGCCUCGCCGCCGGCCUACCUCGGCGACGAGUGGGACGACGUCCUGGACCCCGCCGGCAUGAACUUCGCCUUCGGCGACUCCGGCGUCAUGGACGUGCCCUCCGGCGUGCCCAGGCUCGCCAAGCAGGUCCAGCAGCUCGCCAGCCUCAUCAACGCCGGCGUCGUCGACGACCGCGACUUGAAGGGGUCGGUCGCGCUCGUUGCCUACUCCGGCAAUGACUACUCAAAUUCCACCGACGACGACCCGGCCACAAAAUAA
Messenger RNA from Panicum virgatum (switchgrass), 688 nucleotides. RefSeq names its product GDSL esterase/lipase At5g03610-like. The transcript is spliced from 3 exons. The coding region runs from base 53 to 688 and encodes 211 amino acids. NCBI's taxonomy places the organism in Eukaryota, Viridiplantae, Streptophyta, Magnoliopsida, Poales, Poaceae. The record is from RefSeq and is a predicted model, not a curated record. Gene Ontology annotation, molecular function: hydrolase activity, acting on ester bonds.